AUGGCAGCUCAGGUGGCCUUACCUCCCUCCAGCGAGGAUGAGGACGAUUUAGGGGCCAAUAUUCGUCUGGUGUUGGAGUCGUUGUCCGUCCUGUCCCGGGGGCCCGGCUGCCGUCUCACCGUCUUCUCGCUCAGUGACUUCACCACAUUUGUCCCCAUGCUGGAUUUGGCUCAGUCCGUCCUCCGGAUCUUCCCGCACCUUCAGCUGCUGUCACUCAGCUACGACCUGGAGAGUCACAGCGAGUGGGAGAGUCCGUGGGGCGGAGCCAUGCAAUUCCCAGAGAACGACUUAAAACAGCUGGAGCUCCGAUUCCCUCAGGACCCCGUCCAGGCGGAGCACUUCCUGUCCGUGCUGAAGACCUCAUCUUCUCUGGAGGAGCUCUCCCUGGAUAACGCCACAUUUACUAGUCAGGACGAUCUGAGGCGCGUUCUGCAAGUGAUUACAGACAGUAACGCUGCUCUGCGGAGGUUGAGUUUCCAUGAUAUGAAGAUGGCAGACGCUCACACGGAAAUCGUGCACUUACUGAACCAUUCCAGACUCGAAGAAAUUAAAUUCUCCUUUUGCCGUCUCUUUGAGAAUGAGCCGGAUGAUUUCCUGAGGGACUUUGUCUCCGCUGUGAAGAGGAAUCCGUCCGUCAAGAUCCUGAAGCUUUGCGGGAACCGUCUUGGGAAUGAUGGGCUGUGUGCACUGGCCGACCUCUUCUCUAGCUCCUCCUCUGGUAUUCAUUAUCUCGACGUCAGCUCCAAUUGCAUUAAGCCAGACGGGCUCCUGCAGUUUGCUAAGAAGCUGGAGGGCUGUGGGAAGAUAAAGCUGCGGCAGCUGUCAGUGUCCCAAAACCUGCUGGACCGGGACCCUGUCCUCGCCCACGAGGCACUGCAGUCUCUGGAGGGCAUCUGCUGUGUGGUCAGUGACAGCUGGGACUCGGGCCAAGCCUUUGCUGAUCACGUCAGUGUCAUGUGAUGUAUGAUCAAUGGGGGGGGAGGGCGCAACUGGAGGACGGGUGUAGUGUCCAGUUCUACUAGUGGACGCCAGAUGGCGCUGACAUUACAAUUUGAGGUUGAGCUUCCCCCAUAAUGUUGUUUAUGUCCAGGACUGGUCCCUGAAUGGUACCAAUGGGGUCUGCACAUCACCCACUGCAGCCAGGAUCAGACUGGGAUCUAGAAAUGGAACAUCAUCGCUGGGGGCCGCAGGGGAUCAGUCAGUGCCAGGAUCAGCGGGGUGGGAAAUCAGACAGCGUCGAGGGUCACGCUGACACUAUUGAUUAUCCUCAAUAGACUUGGCACCUCCUGGACUAUGAAAGACGCUUGGUGUCCUCUGCCGCCCCCUUCAGGGGGGGAAAAAAUCAUUUUUACUCUCAUAACCAGCAUGUGCCAUGGCGAUCCCAAUAUACCUCUGUUACUGUGGGGGAGGGGGGACAGGUGCAGAUGGGGCAUAGAGACGACUCUACUACAUUAACAAGGUUUGGGGGUCUCUACAUCCUCUGCUCACAAUACAGGAAAUGUUUUACGACCAAUUUAUUAUAAUAACGAGACCUGUGCAUCUCUAUGGCAAUGACUAGAGAUGAGCGAACUUACAGUAAAUUCGAUUCAUUACGAACUUCUCAGCUCAGCAAUUGAUGACUUUUCCUGCAUAAAUUAGUUCAGCCUUCAGGUGCUCCGGUGGGCUGGAAAAGGUGGAUACAUUCCUAGGAAAGAGUCUCCAGCCCACCGGAGCACCGGAAAGCUGAACUAAUUUAUGCAGGAAAAGUCAGCAACCGCCGAGUCGAGAAGUUCGUGAGGAAUCGAAUUUACUGUAAGUCGCUCAUCUCUAGCAAUGACUGCAAACAACCAUGUGUUGUCAGAUAUGGCUCCAGAGUCAGCACAGGUGCUGCGUACAAUGAACCAGAUAAUUAUUUUGGAUUCUUUGUAAUGGUUGCGAGCUCUCACCCCACCCCCAUGAUCUCUGCACCUGCCCCUCCCCUCAGACUCUGCUUUGUAAAUAUAUUUUUCAGAUCUGAUUUGCUUUAUGUUAAUGUUGGAAAAAGACGACACUAAUAAAGAUGAUUACCAUU
Hyla sarda is the source of this 2050-nucleotide messenger RNA. RefSeq names its product leucine rich repeat containing 41 (gene LRRC41). Gene Ontology annotation, molecular function: protein binding. Lineage: Eukaryota; Metazoa; Chordata; Amphibia; Anura; Hylidae. The coding region runs from base 1 to 960 and encodes 319 amino acids. The transcript has 7 exons. The record is from RefSeq and is a predicted model, not a curated record. Gene Ontology annotation, cellular component: nucleus; cytoplasm.